Thalassophryne amazonica is the source of this 1730-nucleotide messenger RNA. RefSeq names its product glutamic pyruvate transaminase (alanine aminotransferase) 2, like (gene gpt2l). The transcript is spliced from 12 exons. Lineage: Eukaryota; Metazoa; Chordata; Actinopteri; Batrachoidiformes; Batrachoididae. Bases 169 to 1722 code for a protein of 517 amino acids. Gene Ontology annotation, molecular function: pyridoxal phosphate binding; L-alanine:2-oxoglutarate transaminase activity. Gene Ontology annotation, biological process: biosynthetic process. The record is from RefSeq and is a predicted model, not a curated record.
AUCUGAAACAAAACUCACCAAUUUCAAAUACUGGUAGUUGCCCGUUCGUGAUGGCUGGCCUGGGGUCAGUUUUUUCAUUCAUUUCCACAGAAGUUAAACUUGAGGACGUAACGCAUAACUGACGGUUGACCAGCUGAAAAAGGCUGUCAUCGCCACCCCGCAGGAAGAAUGAAUCAUGGGACACCGUUGCUGUGGAUACGACGGACCAUCUCCGGUCUGAGCGCCACGCGGCGCGGGGGGCUUCCCAAAGAGAAGCUGUCCGAGAACGGAGUGACGCCCCGGGUCAAAGUGCUGACCGUGGACAGCAUGAACCCGGCGGUGAAGAAGGUGGAAUACGCCGUGAGGGGACCCAUCGUGCAGCGUGCCUUGGAGCUGGAGAAGGAGCUGUCGGAGGGAGCGAAGAAGCCAUUUGGUGAAGUCAUUAAGGCUAACAUCGGUGAUGCGCAUGCUAUGGGCCAGCAGCCAAUCACUUUCUUCCGACAGGUCUUGGCGCUGUGCUCAUACCCUGAACUCCUGAAUGCCAACAUAUUCCCAGAGGAUGCUAAAAGUAGAGCAUACCGUAUCCUGCAAUCCUGUGGAGGGAACAGCAUGGGUUCCUACAGUGCCAGUCAAGGAAUCGAGGCUGUGCGUCAGGAUGUGGCCAGGUAUAUUGAACGACGGGAUGGCGGUGUGCCUUGUGACCCAGACAAUAUUUACCUCACCACAGGGGCCAGCGAUGGCAUCAUGACCAUGCUGAAGCUGCUGGUCUGUGGCGACGGAGUGAACCGUACAGGUGUUAUGAUCUCCAUACCUCAGUAUCCCCUGUACUCGGCAGCGCUGGCUGACCUGACAGCUGUGCAGAUCAACUAUUAUCUUAACGAGGACAAGUGCUGGAGUCUCGAUAUCGAUGAGCUGCAGCGAGCCCUGGAGGAAGCCCGAUGCUACUGCAACCCCCGAGCCCUGUGCAUCAUCAACCCCGGAAACCCAACGGGUCAAGUUCAGACCAGAGAGAACAUUGAGGAUGUUAUCAGAUUUGCUGCUAAAGAGAAUCUCUUCUUAAUGGCCGAUGAGGUGUACCAGGAUAAUGUGUAUGCCGAUGGCUGUCAGUUCCACUCUUUUAAGAAGGUGCUAUUUGAGAUGGGACCAGAGUACUCCGACACUGUGGAACUGGCUUCCUUCCACUCCACCUCCAAAUGUUACAUGGGAGAGUGUGGUUUCCGCGGAGGCUACAUGGAGCUCAUCAAUGUUGACAAUGAUGUGAAGGCCCAGCUGACCAAACUGGUGUCAGUCCGUCUGUGUCCACCUGUACCUGGACAAGCUUUAAUGGACUUGGUGGUUAACCCGCCCCAGCCUGGUGAACCUUCAUACAACAGCUUCAUUAAGGAGCGUACAGCCACCCUACGUGCCUUAGCGGAGAAGGCCAAGCUUACAGAGCACAUCCUGAAUACUGUGCCUGGAAUCAGCUGUAAUCCUGUGCAAGGUGCCAUGUACUCCUUCCCCCGCAUCACCAUCCCCGAGAAGGCCGUCAAAGAGGCUCUGGCCAAAGGUCAACUUCCUGAUUUGUUUUACUGCUUGAAGAUGUUGGAGGAAACGGGGGUCUGCCUUGUACCCGGAAGUGGCUUUGGCCAGAAGGAUGGAACAUACCAUUUCAGAAUGACCAUUUUGCCACCAAAAGACAAGCUGAAGAUCCUGUUGAACAAAGUGAAGGAAUUCCAUCAGAGUUUCACCAAGCAGUACUCUUAAAUUUCAAA